Messenger RNA from Brassica rapa (field mustard), 753 nucleotides. RefSeq names its product nuclear transport factor 2B. Lineage: Eukaryota; Viridiplantae; Streptophyta; Magnoliopsida; Brassicales; Brassicaceae. Gene Ontology annotation, biological process: nucleocytoplasmic transport. The record is from RefSeq and is a predicted model, not a curated record.
ACAAAAUAAAACCGGAAAAUGAAGGAAAAAAAAGAAAGAAGAACCAGCGUCGUUGCAACGCAGAGUUUCACAAAUAAAUACAAAACACAAAACCCUUUCCGGCUCCCAAAUUCUCUAUCAUUCUCUCUAUAAUAUGGCGCAGAUGGAUCCCGAUGCCGUGGCGAAGGCCUUCGUCGAGCACUACUACUCGACCUUCGACAACAACCGCGUCGGCCUCGCCGGUCUCUACCAGGAAGCUUCCAUGCUGACCUUCGAGGGUCAGAAGAUCCAGGGCUCUCAGAACAUCGUCGCCAAGCUCACCUCUCUCCCUUUCCAGCAGUGCAAGCACAACAUCUCCACCGUCGACUGUCAGCCUUCUGGUCCCGCCUCCGGUAUGCUCGUUUUCGUCUCCGGCAACCUCCAGCUCGCCGGCGAGGAGCACGCCCUCAAGUUCAGCCAGAUGUUUCAUUUGAUGCCGACGCCACAAGGAAGCUUUUAUGUGUUCAACGAUAUAUUCAGGUUGAACUACGCUUGACAAGGAAUCAGCAGAUUGUUAAGCAUACACAUCACUCUUGUAGCAUCUAUUUGAGCAAUCCUUCCAUCAUAUCUCUCUUGUGUUUUUUUCUUCUUUAUUACUAGAUGAUUUGUUUUGAGAAAAAGAGGAAGGCUACUGUCUCUCUUGUAGUAUUUGGUUUGAAUGGUUUGUUCAUUUUACAAAUGUAAGAACUUGUUAAAGACAAAUUUGAAAUGGUUUCCAGUCUCACUUUACCCCUU